CCAGGACAAGAUGACGACAGUUCAAACCAUUUCCGGUACGUGGGACUUUCACAACAAAAGACGUUAGACGCUGGUCCUCAGUGAAGUCCUCCAGUUAAUUUUAAUGGGAAAUUUGCGUCAUUUCUUUCAAUGGUUGACAUCAUACAACAUUACAAAAUAAUAUUACAUCUAUUACCCUCAGCUACAAUUUGCGAUACACAUACAUACAUACAUACAUACAUACACAUAUAUGCUUUUGUGUGCAUAUAGCAGCAAAUGCUCCCGGAUGUUGACCCUGUAUGUGGUGGUCAAUUGAUGAACCUUGAGCGAGGUCCCAGCCUUCCCUGCCGGAAACGCUAUGGAUACGUGACGUCACAUCAUGGGCCCACAGGAGCCAGGAGGAGACGAGUACCGACGCGUGAGUCGUCACGAUGGUGACAACAAAUAACAGCAAACGUUUUCCUAGAUGUGAGUACAAAAACAAGAUCAUGAAGGCCACAGGAGUCGCAAUAGGAAGGAUGAAAGAUGUCAAACUGGCAAGACAGCAGAACUACAUGUGUUGUGGACGAGCAAACGGCAAAAAAAUUUGACGGGCACCACAAACGAACAAAAAAAGGAUUCAUCAGUUGGACUGGAUACUCAACUGUGGCACUGGGUCUGUUCUUUGCCAGGAUUCUGACCUCUGACUUCCUGGAUGUGUCUGGACUCAACUGGGUCAGUGCAGCAUUGAAGGAGUGGCCAUGCUGCACCCAGGUGGAGCCUGGAGAUUUGGUAGCUUCUUAUGAGGCUGAUUAGCUCUAAGGAGAUUAGGAACACAUGACGGCCGCUCAACUUCUACUCAGAUUCAGUAUUUGCGCCCUGGUCCCGCCGAGAACAACUAAUGACCUGCUGCUGGACGUGGCCUUUCCACCGACAUCCUCACAAGUCUCGACAGGAACAGAUCUGAAGAACUAGAGAAAUAAAUGUGAACUAAAAUCCAAUCUUCAGGGAAGAAGAUGGACAUGAGACGUUUGAAGGUCACAUCCUGCCUGCGUGACAAAACGUCACCUUGAAAUACCCACUAAGCUUCUUAUCAGAGGAGCAAGUUCCACCCCUUUCCUAUCGAUGGACUGAACUUCGACCUCUCACAUGUCAAGGCCAUGUCCUGUUCGACAGAGGACGAGCACGUAUGAUACUUGCGCCACGAAUGAGAUUCAUGUAUGACACCCGCUCCAUGUAUGACGCUCGCUCCCGUCAUUUACGAUGCCUGUUUCACGUAUGACACUCAAUCCACGUAUGUCGCUUGCUUGUUCACAUAUGAUGCUCACGUAUGACGCUUGCUCCAUUUUUGAUGCUCACACAUGACACCCACUCCCAUCAUGUAUGACACUCACAUAUGACGCUGGCUCACGUAUGACGCUUGCUACACAGGUAUGAAGCUCGUUCCACGUAUGACGGUCACUCCACGUACGAAGCUCACUCACGUAUGACGCCUGCUACAAUUGUCACGCUCCCACCAUGCAUGAUGCUGGCUCACGUAUGACGUUCGUUCACAUAUGACGCCGGCUCACAUAUGACACUCACUCCACGUACGACGCUGGGUCACAUACAACGCUUGCGCCACAUAUGACUCUGGCUCACCUAUGACGUUCACUCCACAUAUGAUGCUCGGACAACGUAUGACUCUGGAACACAUAUGAUGCUCGCUCCAUGCACAACGAUGGCUCACGUACGAUGCUCGCGCCACACAUGACGGUUACUCACGUACGAUGCUCACGCCAGAUACGACGCUGCCUCAAGUAUGACGCUCACUCAUGUCACAUAUGACAUUUGCUCCACGUAUGAUGCUCACUCCACCCAUGACGGUGGCUCACGUACGACGUUCGCUGCGAGUAUGACACUCCCUCACGUAUGAACACAACGGCUCACCUAAGACGCUCACUCAUGUCACAUAUGACGCCCUCUCCACGUAUGACGCUCGUUCACGCACAGUAUGACAAUCGUUCAUGUAUGGCACUCUCUCCAUGAGUUUUGUGUUUAAAGUUGAGUCAAUCAUGAUCAACGGGGCGGAGCUAAGGACACUAAAGUGGAAUCUGAUUGGAGCAACCAGUCUGCCAAAAACCAUCCUACCUUCUCCGUUGUGUCGUCGGCCUUUAAACUGAUGUUCCUGUUGCUGAGUUGCAAGGUUCCUUGGCAGAGAACCAUGAUGGCCACUAGGAGAGCAUGCGGCAGUUGGGCCCGCUGGUGACCAUGCACAUGUGAUCCAAACCAUCAUGGCUGUCUGCAAAGUGACCUUUAGCAAGGCAGAGAGAGAGAAGCUCGCUGAGAUCCUCUGCCUUCUAAACUGGGUCUCGGUCGUGACCGGCGCCGCCCUCUUUUGGGUGGGUUUGUUCCUGAAAGUGGAGAUCCAGAAAUGGCAGGAAGUGAUGUCUGACCAGGGCGUCCUUCAUGUGCCACAUAUGCUGAUCGCUACAGGCCUGGCAGCCUGCUGCAUCAACUUCCUGGGUGGGAAAAUCUGUCUGGACUGUGCUGACCCAAACAAGUUCUUACGCUGGAAGCUGGUCAUGAUGCCCUAUGUGGCCUGCACCUUCUUCUUCACAUUCUGCGUCCUGGUGGGGGCGCUGCUGUGUUACAGUGUGGGAGGCCAGCUGCAGGAAUCACUCUUCCUGGGACUGCGGCAUGCUAUGCGCCACUACAAGGACACUGAUACACCAGGUCGCUGCUACCUGAAGAAGACCUUGGACUUGCUGCAGAUCCAGUUCCAGUGCUGUGGAAAUACGGGAUACCGGGACUGGUUCCAGGUCCAGUGGAUCAGUAACCGAUACCUGGAUAUGAGCAGCAGCAGCGUGCUGGAACGACUAAGGAGUAACGUGGAGGGGAAGUACUUGUUGGAUGGCGUUCCAUUCAGCUGUUGCAGUACCUUUUCUCCACGCCCGUGCAUCCAGCACCAGGUCAGCAACAGCUCCGCCCACUUCAACUACGACGCUCGGAGCCAGCAGCAGAACCUGUGGGAGGGGGGCUGCCGACAGGCCCUGCUGGACCACUACACCGGUAUCAUGCAGUCCAUGGGCGUGGCCGUGCUGCUCAUCUGGUUGUUUGAGCUACUGGUUCUGACAGGGGUCCGUUUCCUGCAGACGGCCAUGGAGAAUGUUCUCCUUCUGGGGGAUCCGGACUCUGAGUCGGUUGGCUGGAUUCUGGAGAAUAGUUUGGCAGAAACAGCCCGAUCCAACGUGAAGAUCAUCAAAAGCUUGGGGAAGUGCUACCAAGUGGACGACGACCCAAACCUGAAUGUCUCCACAGAGCCUGGGGGGGGCUGAACCGGCAGCACCGUGGUCGUGUUGGGUACAGAUGCCAGCUGGACGAGGAUGAACUGAAGAGAAGUCCUUUGACGUCCCAUGAAGUAGCCAUCAGGCUGAAACACAAGCGGCCUUGUGACCACUUUGACAACAACAUCACUCACUGUGUGGAUUGGCAAUAAGCAUUAUUAUGUGUUUAUCUAUUUAGCUUAGCGUGAAGCAGCCCGUCAAUACACAGAUCAUUGUGAGCCUUGUUUCAGACAAAAGAUCUUUUUCAAUAUAACUUUGAUAUGAAAACUUUUUUCCUGCAAAUAAAGAUGCAUACUUCUG
Messenger RNA from Dunckerocampus dactyliophorus (ringed pipefish), 3584 nucleotides. RefSeq names its product photoreceptor outer segment membrane glycoprotein 2-like. The record is from RefSeq and is a predicted model, not a curated record. Gene Ontology annotation, cellular component: membrane. The transcript has 7 exons. Bases 2232 to 3275 code for a protein of 347 amino acids. NCBI's taxonomy places the organism in Eukaryota, Metazoa, Chordata, Actinopteri, Syngnathiformes, Syngnathidae. Gene Ontology annotation, biological process: visual perception.